Messenger RNA from Lodderomyces parapsilosis, 4149 nucleotides. It is a transcript of the gene SKI3, whose product is annotated as SKI complex subunit tetratricopeptide repeat protein. Gene Ontology annotation, cellular component: Ski complex. The record is from RefSeq and is a predicted model, not a curated record. Gene Ontology annotation, molecular function: protein binding. The transcript has a single exon. Bases 1 to 4149 code for a protein of 1382 amino acids. NCBI's taxonomy places the organism in Eukaryota, Fungi, Ascomycota, Pichiomycetes, Serinales, Debaryomycetaceae.
AUGUCAGGGGUAAAAAGCAUUCUUAAGCUCGCAAAGGCAUCACUAGAACAGAAUGAUCCCGAAGCAGCAUUGGAGCACUCAAAGGAAAUUAUAAAGCUUGACCCCAAAUCAUAUUAUGCAUUUGUUUUUCAAGGAAAGGCGUACCAGCUUUUAAAUGAUGUGCCCAAAGCAACCACUUCAUUCAAAAGAGCAAUUGAAUUAGAGCCUGACAACUUGCUAGCCUGGAAAGGUUAUUUUCAAGUAGCGAAAACCUCAAAUGAUUAUGAGCAAUUUUUCACAGUGUUGACCGCAUUAGUGAAAAUUUACAUUGAGCAAGGCGUGUCAAUCUCUGAGCUAUUGAAAGAUAUGAGAAGCUACUUGGAUGCAAACAAUGUGAAGGGAAAUGAAAAUUUGUACGAGUUUUACUUGAGAUCAAUUCUACCAGGUACCGAAUUGGGUGAGUUGAUUGGUUCCUCAAUUGAAUUGCCUUCAUCUACGUAUAAGAAGUUGAUUGACCUAAAGCAAACUCAAGUGGAGAAGGAAGUGGUUGCCAGGGUAUCAAAGGAAAGAAUAAAACUGGGAAGACUGUUAAACAUGGAACAAAAGGCAUCGUUAGAUGCAAUUGCGUGGUCUUUUUACUCCAGUACUGAUUUGCUAAAGUUGUAUGACGCAUUUUUGAAUAUUUGCGAUGAUGAGGAAUUGAGAAAAACUUAUCACGAAAAGUUGUUGAAGCUCAAGUAUGAAUUGUUGAAGAUCUGCCCUGACAAAGAGCCAUUGAUAAAGGAUAUCAAACAAUUGGCAGAAGAUAUGAUCUUUUUGAAAACGACUAGUUUAUUUUGUUGGAAUUUGUAUUUUGAUUGGAAAGAUGACGAAUCGGUAUUCGACUUGAAUGAGGAUCUAGUGAUUGAAUAUUUACAAUUGUUUCAGAAUGAGGGUUUAGGACUUGUUUUGUUUGGAUUUGUUAUGAGUGAUAUCUCCCCUUACAACAAAGACAAAAUCAUCAAGGCUUUGUCUGGUAAAGAGGUUGUGCCAGCAAAGAAGGGGAAAGAUAACGAGAGUCCUGAAUUGGAGAACAUGGCAAAUGUAAUUGACGACAAGGACGAUGAUAAUUCCCAGCUUUACUUGCCACAGGAAGAAGUUUUGGGAGUGUUAUUAGAUGGGUUUGGUAAAGCUAAGGGGUCAGUUCUUGCAAACAGAAUAAUUGUAAAUUAUUAUAUCCACUUGAGACAGUACCACGUGGCAUCCGAGAGAUGUAGAGAAGGAAUCAAGAUACUAGCUGAUCUUCAGCGGAGUUUUGGAGUUGACUUAAAGAAUACUAAAGAGAAUUUAUUGUGUUGUCUUGCUACUGUUUACACGUAUUAUGAAGCUCCUAAGAAUUACACUCGUGCUGUUCAAUUGUAUGACAAGAUUUUGUCAACCAAUCCCGAUAAUGUCAAGGCUAAAGUUGGCAAGGGGUUGAUUUAUGUUGAAAGAGGAGAAUUAGACGAAGCGAAAGUUCUUUUGGAGGAAAUUGUGAGAGAUUACCCAAAUAAUUUGGAAGCAGAAUCUGAAUAUUACUGGUGUUUAGUGAAGAUGGGCCGACACGUUGAAGGAAGGGAUGGGUUGCACAAAUUUUUGGCAAAGAUUACUGGAGGCGAUUUGCAUAGUCGGGACGUACGAGCAAUUGCCUAUUGGAGGCUAGCGAAAAGUUAUAUGGAUUGCGACGACCACGACGAGAGCUACAAAUGCUUGAUUGAAUCGUUGAAAAACUCGGAUUUAUACGCGCCAGCAUAUACUUUGUUAGGUGUACUUUUACAGGACUAUUAUGGCGACCUUGAGAGGGGGCAAAAAUGUUUCUAUAAGGCGUUUGAUUUAGAUUCCAAUGAAAUUACAGCUGCUAGGUAUCUUGUGGAACAGGCUGUCGAAAAGAAUGAAUGGGAAGUGGCCAAUGUGCUUGCUAAGCGAGUCGUCGACAAUGAGUCUACAAGAAGGCUCAUCAUGCGUGGUGAUAUUGUGGAUCCAUCGUGGCCAUAUAGGGUACUCGGUUGUGCCGCUUUAAACAAUCAGGAUGAUGCCAAGGCUGUGGAAUGGUUCCAAAAUGCACUUCGAACCAAUGCAGGUGAUUAUCAGUGCUGGGUGGGUUUAGGUGAGGCCUAUUUCAAUUGUGGACGACUUGAUGCAGCAGCAAAAGUGUUCCAACAUGCUUUGGAAAUGAGAGAGGAAAAAGAAUGGACAGUUCAGUAUAUGUUGGGGGUGGUUUUGUUUGAAAUGAAGGACUUUAACGAGGGGUUGAGUUAUUUGUACUCUGCAUUGGAAGCCAAACCUAAUGAGGAAUGUAUCAUUAGUGCGAUUUAUGAAGCAAAUAUUGAAAGCAGCAGGAAGUUUCUCCAAUUAGGUUUCUUUGGAAGGGCAAUCAACUCUGUUUUGAAGGCAUUAACGUUUGUUAAACAAGGCGUGGGAAUUAACAGUGCCUCACAAAAGGUAUGGAAGGCUUUGGGUGAUUGCCUUCGAGUAUUUGUCAAGAUUCGCGAACGUGUUAGCGAUGUUCCAUUUGAUCUUGUUGUAGGUCUUUUUGACAACGUUGAUUUUGGCAAUUUUGAGUAUCCAUUGAAUGAGUCAAUUUCAGUGGCUGACGCAAGAGCAAAAUUAGUAGAAGGGAGGGAUAUGGAAUCGCUUUUCUUGUUGAUCAUACUUGCUUCUGUCGCAUCAUUAAACAAUUUACCAUUUAAGGCGAACAAGGUGCUCAAGGCUACUGGGUUUUACAAUCUUGGCUUGUCCUUGUUGGAGUCAUUUCAGGAGAUUGGAAAUGCUGAAUUUCGGAACUUGUCAGUAUACUAUCUUAAACGUGCCAUCAAAAUCGAGCAAAACAAUGCCAAUUAUUGGAUAGCAUUAGGUAAUGCAUAUUUUACAACCAAUCCACAGAUCUCACAACAUUGUUAUAUAAAAGCAACUACGUUGGAAGUGAAGGAUGCGGAAAUUUGGGUGAAUUUAGCUAUCUUGUAUUUGAAUUUUGGUGAUACUCAAUUAUCUCAAGAGACCUUUUUGCGAGCCCAGUCCGUAGCACCGCAAGAUCCACAAUCAUGGCUUGGUAAUGCCGUUGCUUCGGAAGUGGUUGGAGAUGACGAAAAGGCGUCCAGUCAGUAUAUUCAUGCAUUCACAUUGUCCAAAGGUAGAUUGGCUUUAGCGCUGUUUUUGUAUGGAUUAUCGGUGGUCAAUCGCAGUAAUGAUUGUGAUCCAAAAGAUAUUGAGACUGCGCAGGAAUUCAGUAUUAGUAACCAAGCCAUGCAUCAAUACUUGAAAUAUUAUCCAAAAGAUGAAGCCGCAUUGGGCGUGGGUCUUUCCAUUGCUGAAAGGUGUAAAGAUUUCGAAACUGCUAUAGAUUUGGGGACCAAAUUGUGCUCACUCUAUGAAAAACUGUAUGAGGAGACUGAGAGUGAGGUUACAUUGCUGAAAUUUGCAAACACAAAGAGUCAAUUAGCAAGAUUAUAUUUAGGAUCGGGUGAUUAUGAAUAUGCCAUCGAGGAAGCGAAAACUGCUCUUGAACUUGACCCUGAACUGGAGAAGAUUGUGAUUUCGGUAAGACUUACACUUGGGUUGGCUUAUUUUCUCACCAAUAGAUUUCAAGAUGCGAUCGGUGAGUUAAAAAUUGUCUUGAGUGAGUAUAGCGACUCUCCGAGAAUUAUUGCAUUGAUUGCUCAAGUUUUAUAUGCACAUAAUUCAAAGGAGUCAAAGCAAGCUGCUAUUGAUCAACUUUUUGCACAUAUUGAAGAGAAUGGGUCAUCUUUGUUGAUUGUGCUCACCCUUGGUGCUAUUUCAUUAGUUGAGGAUUUACCUGAGUACCUUGACGCUGUAAAGGAGGAUUUAUUGGGCUUAAACUUAAAUGACAUUGUCACAGACACAAGAAGGGAAGUGCCUCGUUUGAUUGAUGAAAUUAAUGAAAGAUUAGGUAAGGAUGAGGACAAGAUAUGGAGUAGAUAUGCAUACAUGUUUCCAUUCAGCUAUCAUAUUUGGAAACACAUCAAUGUGGAAAUGGCAAAGCUAGUGAUUACAUCAAGAGAUGAAAAAGUUACUAGUAACGAGUAUGCUGAUGCAAUGACAAGGACAGGUAAAUUGAGAGAUAUACAACGUGGAUUAAUGAUGAAUCCUUGUAAUACGGAGGCCAUAGAGGCAAUGAAUUCGUGUAUAGCUUAG